GUGCAUCUUCAUAUGAGACAGCACGCGAUAAUCUGGCCGAUGAAUUAUGCACGGCGGAGCAUGAAUAAUACACUGAGGGGUGACGCUCGUUUUCAGAGACCGGCCGGUGCCCGACGGUGUCCCACAUGACCUACUUUCAAAAGCUUUAAUGCAGGAGAGAUGCAGCCGCAGUGAGAAGCAAACGAGACCUUCCGCACUGAAAAAACAAGCUCACUGUUUGAUGUGUGACCGAAGUCGUGUGGACCUCAGGUGACGUGAAGGUCACGAACGGAUCGUUCACUUGGAAGACUUGAACAGUGGUAGAGAAGCAUCCUCGGCGAUUGUUUUUUUUUAAUCGUUCAUAGUUUUAAAACGAAAAGACUUGAGCUAACGGAAAAAGGGGACCCUGGAGCCAUUGACUGUUGCACUUGCAACAGCAGGAUUAUUUAUUUCUGCUAAAACCACAGUCAUUUCAGCACAUGCUGUUGGGUUUUGUAUUGAGCCAUGAGAUUUGCCUUUGCCAGCUGAAAUCUGCACAUGAACAACAUAAAUGCUUCUAAAGGAUUAUUAAAAUGACAGUUUUGCCUCAGUUAUGUCAUUCAGUUUGACAGUCAAGCGUUCUGUAAGCAAUACUAGUUAUUUAACGACUACCUUCAACAUGGUAGUGCUAGCUAUGUAUGUUAUCAGUUUAAUAAAUCUAAUUCAACAAUGAUUCUAAGCUCAGGAGAUAAUUUUAUUGCUAAUCAGUGAAUUCGUCUUUUGGUAGGUCCAAUCAUGUUGUCACUUCCAUUACUACGUCACACUGACGUUCCACCGAGAGUGACUGAGAACUUCAUUCUGUCUGGUUAUCGUUUCCCCAACUACAGCCUACGGCAGUGCCUAGUCUCUGCUUUUCGUCCCACCAAUGAGACCGGAAACUUCUGGACACAUUUCCUCCCCAUUUUUGUGUUUGCCUUUCACUUUCUUGAGGUUUUCACGUGGGAAGGAGCGGCGGAACCUAGCAAUCCUUUUUUCUACCCUUUCUGGAACUACUUCCUGGGGGUGUUGUACCUGCUGCUAGCCAGCAGCCUGGCUCAUCUUCUCAACUCCAUGUCACUCAUCAUUCGUGAAAUCUGUUUCUUUGUGGACUAUGGGACUAUUAGUGCGUAUACAGUGGGUUCCUCACUGGCAUAUUACUACUACAUCCAUCCUCAAGCAGGAAUACCAGAGAUUGGAUUCGGGGGGCUGAACUCUACCCAAAUGAAGAGCCUAAACGCUAAUGAUGAGGCUUGGCCCUCUGCAUCUUCUCCCACUCAGUUCCAGCUGUUCUUUGAAAGCCUCUACAUCCCAUCCUCCUGUCUCGUCGCUAUCGUAUGCGUCAUCACCUGCUGUAACACCAGACAGUGCUGGCGGAGGUACCGCUAUGCUGUCCGCACCCUUGUCUUCCUCCUUCCGUUUUUUGUCUCCUCCACUCCUGUCUUCUACCGUCUCUCCGUGAGCUCGCCGUCAUCCUCCUCCCCUCAUCUGUUCUCCACCAUGGCUGCCUUCUUCUACCGCCAUUGCUUUUGGCUGGUGGUAUCUGCCCUCUUCAAUAUCAGUAAGAUCCCAGAACGUUUUUCUCCAGGGAACUUUGAUAUCUGGGGUCAUAGCCAUCAGUGGUUCCAUUGCUGCACCUUCCUUUCGAUCCUGGAUGAGCUGCAAAUGAUCAAAGUAGAGAUGCAGGCCCUGCUUCUCAACCCAACUUUGGUACUAUCACCUGCAAUGCCACCUAGGCUCCCUGGACCAACACUCUGGUCCACCUAUGGGGUCAUGUUGCUCCUGCAGGGGUGCAUAGCAUGCAUUAUAGCCGGUUUUGGUUGGCAGGCGUAUCAGAUCUACGCACCAGAGCAAAAAAAGCUAAAGGUACAUUAGGAGAGACACUGUAUGCUGGUCAGGUUUAAAGAUCUUGUUUUGGAUUUUCAUUUUUGAACAAUGUUUCAAUGAUGAUGAACUCUGUAAUUUCAAU
Messenger RNA from Sinocyclocheilus rhinocerous, 1963 nucleotides. Its product is annotated as progestin and adipoQ receptor family member 9-like. The transcript has a single exon. NCBI's taxonomy places the organism in Eukaryota, Metazoa, Chordata, Actinopteri, Cypriniformes, Cyprinidae. The record is from RefSeq and is a predicted model, not a curated record. Gene Ontology annotation, cellular component: membrane. The coding region runs from base 754 to 1869 and encodes 371 amino acids. Gene Ontology annotation, molecular function: signaling receptor activity.